GGGGCAGAUAUCGAUGUCAAGGACAAUAAAGGUUACACGGCGCUCCAUUACGCGGUUGAGAAAGGGUCUCUAGAAGUAGUAACCUUGCUUUUGGAUCGAGGUGCUGAUAAGGAUGCAUCCAACGAUGAUGGAUGGGCAGUAAUUCAUAUCGCCGUGGAGCGUAAUCAAGAAGAGAUAGUAAGGCUUCUGAUAAAAAGGGGAGUUGAUGUAGGCUCUAGGAUUGAUCCAGCAGGACCCUAG
Messenger RNA from Mollisia scopiformis, 240 nucleotides. RefSeq names its product ankyrin. The record is from RefSeq and is a predicted model, not a curated record. Gene Ontology annotation, molecular function: protein binding. The annotation marks the transcript as partial. The transcript has a single exon. Lineage: Eukaryota; Fungi; Ascomycota; Leotiomycetes; Helotiales; Mollisiaceae.